This is a messenger RNA of Megalops cyprinoides (Indo-Pacific tarpon), 4601 nucleotides long. RefSeq names its product zinc finger protein 850-like. The record is from RefSeq and is a predicted model, not a curated record. The transcript is spliced from 4 exons. NCBI's taxonomy places the organism in Eukaryota, Metazoa, Chordata, Actinopteri, Elopiformes, Megalopidae. The coding region runs from base 447 to 4574 and encodes 1375 amino acids.
CAUAACAAGCGGGUUGAAUCCAACGCUAGCUGUAAAGGAUAGCCCUCCUUCUGCAAAUAGAAUAGAAGAAUAUGUGGUUAGAUAUUUCGUGACCAAAAAAACAAAGGAUAUCACCGGUAUAACUAGCUAGCUAAUCCUGAUUAGAGAAACUAUGGAUGCAUCGUUUGUGCAAAUGAAACAGAUGUGACGUCUUCCCACGAGAUUCCGACAGACCCCAUUCGGUUUGAGUACUGCACACGGUUACUCUGCACACAAAAAAACAACAUUUAAUUUAAAAUUCGGUCACUAGCCACUUUUGCAGCGCUCAGUUUACAGAAGCCAGUUUUUGUUGUUCGCCAUCUGGAGUGGAAAACAGUGGAAACAGCAAUCACCGCAACAAAGCGGCUACUGACAGAGCACUGAAGAUAAUCUUGGGAGUGGAUCUGAGAUCUGAGAACAUUGAGAAGAUGGCUUUGCUCUUAUGCAAAGAAGAGUCACAGGAAUGUGAUUUGAACCCACCUCUGACAUAUCAAGACAGAUGUGAAUCAGAAUCAACAGAUAAAAUAAAACAGGAGGACAAUGAACAUCUGAAAGACAGUGAUAUGGAAAAAGAUCUGGAGAUAAUCACUGUGCAGGAAGUUAAAAAGGAGGAGGAAGAAGGUGAAUGGGAGGCAGACCUUUUAGACUCUCCUGUGGAAUUACAUACAAACAAUAAUCAUGUGAAUGAAGGACUUCAUUCAGGUGGGAGGGUAAGUGACUCCUUUGACAGUGGCCUAGGAUCCACAGAGGAAAAUCUAAUGCAGUCAUUAAUUCACGCAGGAGCAAAAUCAUAUCAGUGCGCACAGUGUGGCAAAAACUUCUUAAGUGAGGAUGACCUGGAAACACACACAAGAAAGAAACACUGUUUCAAGAAAACCCCUGCUAGAAAGGAAUAUUGUUGCUCACACUGUGGGAAGACCUUUGUUACGUUAAUACAUUUCAUUGUGCACCAGCAAAUUCACAGAGGAGAUGGGAAACGAGAGAGACCAUUCUGUUGCUCUGUGUGUGGCAAAAGUUUCUAUAGAGAGAAGGGGCUGAAGACUCAUCAGCAAAGUCACAAAGGAGAGAGACUGCACUGCUGCUCUAAAUGCGGGAAAUCAUUUCCUGCAAAGUCCUUUCUAAUGAGUCACCAACGUAGUCACGUAAGAGAGAGACUUUACCACUGCUCCAAGUGUGGAAGGAGUUUUGCUUCUAAAACGAAUUUUGAAAGACACAAAGAAAUGCUAUACAAUUGCUCACAGACUGGGAAUAACUGCCCCACAGAGUUUUGUUUAAACAGGCACAGACAAGCAGCUACCAAAAAGAAACUUGCUAGUGGUUUUCAGGGACUAACUACAAAAAAGAAAUUAUAUAGUUGUUCCCAUUGUGAGAGGACCUUUACAGUAUUGUCAAAUUUCAUUGUUCACCAGCAAAUUCACAGAAGAGACGGUAGAGAAGAGAGACCAUUUAAGUGCGCUCAAUGUGGGAAAAGUUUCUACAAGGAGGAUGGUCUGAAAACACAUCAGCAGUCUCACGUAGGAGAGAGGCCACACUGUUGCUCUCAGUGUGGGAAGACAUUUAGAUCAAAGACAGUUAUGAUGAGUCACAAAAGAACUCACAUGAAAGAGAAAUUGUACCACUGCUACAGGUGUGCUAAAAGUUUUACACUGAAAAGUUAUUUUGAAAAACAUAUGCAGAUACACACAGGGGAGGGUCACUACAAUGGCCCCCAGUGUGGGAAAGCCUUCCCUUCAGAAUACUGUCUCAAGAGAAACAAGAAAAACAACACUGGAAAAGACCCCAUGGUCAGUUUGCAACAAAUGCCUUCAAAAAAGAAAUCAUAUGGUUGUUCACAUUGUGGAAGGACCUUUACAGACUUAACUAAUUUCAUUGUUCACCAGCAAAUUCACAGAGGAGAGGGUAAGGAGGAGAGGCCAUUUUGCUGUUCUCAGUGUGGUAAAAGCUUCUACAGAGAAGAUGGACUGAAAAAGCACGAGCAAAUGCACACCAGAGAGAAAGAACACCGUUGCUGUCAGUGUGGAAAGUCAUUUAGAACAAAAUCACUUCUUCUGAGUCAUCACAAUGUACAUGCAAAAGAGAGACUGUACCACUGCCUAAAGCAUGCUGGGAGUUUUGCCUCAAAAGGUAAUUCUGAAGAAGAUAUCCAAAUGUACUCAAGAGAGAAAUUACACCGUUGCUCCCAAUGUGGUAAAAAUUUCUCCAGAGAAUAUUGUCUCAAAAGACACAAGCAAACCCACGCACAAAUGAGAUCUUAUGGCGGCUUAAAACAGAUAUCUACAAAAAAAUAUUGUUGUUCCAACUGUGGCAAGAUAUUUACUACGUUAACAAAUUUUAUCGUGCACCAGCAAAUUCACAGAGAACAGGGGAGAAGCAGUGACACCCGCUUGCAAGACACUCAUCCUGUCGGAACAAAAAAUGUAGGCAGGGAGAACGAGGAAUUAGAGAAAGAUUGUGAAGGGAUGAUGAAAAGAGAGCGGCAGAGACGCAACAACAGCCAUUUUAAAACUGUACCUGAACUGGGCAAAGGCAACCACAGCAUUACGCAGCCUGAAUAUUUGCAGGGGCUCAAUCAUUUAGAAAACUUAAACAUGCAUGUGGACACAGUAAAGAGACCUCUGAUACCAUGUGAUAAAGUAUUUCAAUUUUAUCCAAAAAUGAUUGGCAGUACAGCUGACUGUACAAGUGCUGGAUCCACCGCAGCUGUAAGAGACAUAACUGUCGAGGAUGGAGCCGUCAGGAACAGAGCGGUGUUGAAUGCUUACAACACAGUGAGCAGGUCUGAGAGUGCAGAGAGACCUAAGAACUCUGGGAAGAUAGGUUUGCUCCCGAGUGAAGAUGAAUUACGUGAAUAUGAUUUGAAACCAGAACUGAAAUACAGUUGUGAACAGGAAUUAGAAUCACAGAAUGAAAUGAACGAGAACAGUGAACAUAUGCUCCUGAGAGAUGUGGAAGAGGAUCACCAGCCACAGAAGAAUGUGUUGGAGGAAAUGAAAAAGGAAGAAGUGGAGGAGACUGAUUGUGACGUUUCUGUUAACACCAUAAAAUUAAACAAUAACAUUCUGCAAUUUAACCAAGAAAUCUUCUUAAUGGAGAGACAAAAUCUUUCUUCCUGCAUGAAGGAUUUCAACAUAGAAGGACAUUCAGUGAUACCUCAGCAAAAUCCAGUAGGAGAAAGACCAUACCCCAGCUCUCAGGUUGUGGAAUCCUUCUUUAUGGAGAAGGACCUGGAUACACACAUGCAAAGACCUACAAGGGAAAAUCUGUAUUUUCAGCAAAUGCCAACUGAAGAUAAAACAUAUUGUUGUUCCCACUGUGGAAGAAGAUUUAAUACAUUGACAAAGUACAUUGUGCACCUACAAAUUCAUCGAAGGGAUGGGAAAGAGGAAAGGCCAUUUAGCUGCUCCCAGUGUGGCAAAAGUUUCUACAGAGAGGAAGGUCUGAAGACACACCUGCAAGCACACAUAGGAGAAAGACCAGGCUAUAGCCCUCAACAAAGGAAGUCUGUAAGAAUAUCAGAUCUGACGGGUCACCGGCAAAAGCACACAGCUGAGCAACGGUACCAUUGCCUUCAGUGUGACAAAAGCUUUGUUAGGCAGAGAUCUUUGUUAGAACACCAAGAAAGUCAUGCCAAAUUAAGAUCCAGCUCCAUUUGUGGGGAGGUGAUUGUGACAGACCGGAUUGUGAAACAGUACCUGACAGUGCACACAGGCACAGCAACUGGAUUUGCCCCCAGUGCAAAUGGACAUGUCACUGAGGAGACCCCUGUAGGGCACAGCCACUCAAACAGUUUUAGUCCUGGACCCAAGCCCAUAAUGGUUGAUGCGGAUGUGCAAAUGACAUGCAACACAGAGAAUAUGUUUGGGAGCAAAGAUAUGCUCAGGAGAUUCGGGAAAAUUCCUUUCAUCCUCAGAAAAGAGCAGUCGCAAGAAUGUGUCUUGGAACCAAUGGCAGAACACCAUCACGAUAAAGACUUAAAAUCAUUGGAGCAAAUAAAACAAGAGGAUAAUGAACAGAUGCUGACAGGAGAUGAUUGUAUGGAAGAAGAUCUCCAGCUGAAAAUAAUCACAGUGGAGGAAGUGAAAAUGGAGGAGGGGCUGGCUGAAAGGGACAGUCUUGAAACUACCCCAGAAUUAAAUAAAAGUAGUCAGUAUGUCACCAACAGAAUCCCUGUAGCUGAGAAACAGAUUGGUUCCUCCACUUGUGGGACAAGUUUCGCCACUGAGGGAAAUAUUGAUACACUUUCAUUCCAUAACACAGAGGAAACAACAUACCAAUACCCACAUUGUGGGAAAAGCUUCAUUAGAGAGGAUGACCUAAACAAACACCAGGUAACUCACACAAGAGAGAGUGCCUAUUGUCAGCAGAUCCCUUCAGUCACAAAAUUAUAUUCUUGUACUCGCUGUGAGAAGAGCUUUGCUACCAUAACAAAUUAUUUUGUACACCUGCAAAUUCACAGAGGAGAGAGACCGUUUAGUUGCUCCCAGUGUGGCAAAAGCUACUACAAGGAGGAGGGUCUGAAAACACACCAGCUAAGUCAUACAGGAGAGAAACAUUGAGAUGGAAAACUGGAGAAAUUUAUGCUA